AUGGUGCGCACAGUGGCUCUCGUGGCUCUUCUGGCCCUUGCUCUGCAGAAUCAGGGCGUACUUUCAAUAUGUCUUUGGUACAUCGAAACCGGCCUGCCAAUUCCACAGCCCCUUUACAUCGAUCCUAGUGGCCCGCUCGACAUUCAUGGAUUCUGGCUGCCCGGAAGUGAUGAUCUCGUUGUUGUCCCAACAGGCAGCCAGGUCCUUUUCGCCUGCCCUGGUGGAUUGCUGCCCGCUACCGGAACUUCAGAAGUCCUUCUCACCUGCGUCGAUGGAGACACGUUUAGUGAUGAACUUGGAAACACAUAUCUUUUCAAUCUACUUAUGUGCACCACCACUCCAACCCAAACUGCCAGGAGGGUAGCUGGGGCUUCUUGCGGGAACAACUCUAGCAACUCUGUGGUCGAAAUCGGUUUCGAAAUUUCGAAUGGAAACUUCUACUCCCUCCUUGAGAUCUGCUUCAACGAAGUUUCUUAUGACUCGCUGUACUCCAAAAAUAUCAUGCCACCAGAAAUUGACGGCCGUCAGACAACCUUGCCUGACCCUGACUUCUUCAAGGAUGAUACCUUCUACCCUCCUAACCUGGACCUUGACUAUGCCUACAGCGUCGAGGGACAAACUGCCGCUGUUGCUCAAGCCGUCGGCUCUGCUUCCCUUGCAGGAGAAUACAUAUCCGGUUUAAACGUCUUGCAAGAAGGCCGCCUGACUUCCAAACGUGACAAUAUCUACGGUUUGCACCAAUUGGUGAACGCCUGGUACCUGAACCUCGCUCCGCAGUGGGAUCCCAUCAAAGAUGGAAACUGGGACAUUUUGCAGGGAGCCACUCGCCAGUUAGCUGAGGAUUUUGCCUACGAUCUGAUCGUGUACACCGGCACCCACGGCACGACCACGCUAGCCGACGUCAACGGCAUCGAAAAGCCCAUCUACAUCGCCUACGACGAAAGCGGCAACGGUCUCAUCAGGGUUCCUGAGUUCUACUGGCGAGUAGUCUACGACCCAGUCACCCAGCGAGGCGUCGCAUUCGUCACCAUCAACAAUCCUUACAUUUCCAGCCCCGGCAGUGAUUUCUACCUCUGUCCGGACGUGUGUAGUCAAAUUCCUUGGGUCGUUUGGGAUACAAACGAUUUCACGAAGGGAUACUCUUACUGCUGCGAGGUCAAUGCACUUGCCCCGUUCGUCGAGGAGAUUCCUCCCCUCACUGUCACCGGGCUCCUUACAGGAGUAUAAUGAAUUUCUUUAUUCAUUAAAAACUGUUCAAUAAAUGAGAUUAAAUGUUAAUUU
Messenger RNA from Cloeon dipterum, 1281 nucleotides. RefSeq lists its product as uncharacterized. Gene Ontology annotation, molecular function: nucleic acid binding; RNA endonuclease activity; metal ion binding. The record is from RefSeq and is a predicted model, not a curated record. Bases 1 to 1227 code for a protein of 408 amino acids. The transcript has 4 exons. Lineage: Eukaryota; Metazoa; Arthropoda; Insecta; Ephemeroptera; Baetidae. Gene Ontology annotation, cellular component: mitochondrial inner membrane; nucleus. Gene Ontology annotation, biological process: apoptotic DNA fragmentation.